Molecule: messenger RNA, 1306 nt
Organism: Condylostylus longicornis
Lineage: Eukaryota; Metazoa; Arthropoda; Insecta; Diptera; Dolichopodidae
Gene: MED30
Product: mediator of RNA polymerase II transcription subunit 30
Exons: 2
Coding region: 137-964 (275 amino acids)
Biological process (GO): positive regulation of DNA-templated transcription
Cellular component (GO): mediator complex
Molecular function (GO): transcription coregulator activity
Source: RefSeq, a predicted model, not a curated record
GUCAGUUUUGAAAAACAGUCAAUAUCGAAUAUAUGAUUAUAAAAUAUAAACGAAGUUUUUGCUUUAUGUGUAUAUUUAUCCACCGAUAAUUUUAUUAAAUUUCAUUUAAAAAUUUACAUAAAUUUGGGAUAUAAAAAUGUCUGGAAAUUAUCCACCUGGUUAUAAUAAUAAUCGUGGAAAUUUUAAUUCCAUGGUUGGAAUGAAUAUGGUUGGAUAUAAUCAACAAACUGGUAUCCCAAUUCAAUCGGUGCAACAGGGAAUAGGAAAUAUGGGACCAACCGGCAUUCAAAGUCCAUCUCAUGUGCAGCAAUCUCCAAAUCCACAUCAAACUUUAGUUCAACAGCAAUUAACGCAGCAAGUUCAAGGGCCGCAAUUAAAUUUGUCUCCAAGUACAAACACGGUGUCGUCGUCAAUGGUGCAAUCGUCAAUGAAUCCAACACAUCACCAGACACAGGCACCACAACAACCUACGCAAACUAAUAUGGUGUCAACGGUUCCUCAACCACAAAUGCCGCAAAAAGAGAUAAACACUGUCAGUUUAACAAAGUUGGGGCAGGAGACUGUGCAAGACAUUACUUCGAGAUUUCAAGAAAUUUUUUCUGCUCUAAAAACAAUACAACCGACUACUGGAAAUCGUGAAAAUAGUGCUGAGAAGAAAGUUCAAGAGUAUUUUCGAACUAUACGUUUACUCUUUAAAAGGGUCAGAAUUAUUUAUGAAAAGAGUAAUGACGGUUGCUCUCAAGGAAUGGAAUAUACGAAUGUUGAAAGUUUGAUACCGUAUAAAGAUGAACCAGACCAUAGAACAGAACCUGCGCAAUGUGAAGAAUACAAAAAGAUCCUUCAGGAAAAUAGAGAGCUUAUUGAAACAGUUAUGCUUAAAAAUAAACAGCUUCGAGAAAUUAUUGAUAGAACGAGAAUAAUAAUUUGGGAAAUAAAUACUAUGUUAAGUAUGCGAAGAUCUUAAUAAAAUAAAACAUUGUUAAAGAUAAUUAAUUUUAUAAAAAUUGUGCGCUCGAACUGUUUAUAAUACAAAUUUCAUUAUAUGAAUGUUUUAAAUUAAAUAAAUAUUUCUUUCCAAUCGUUUCAAAAAACUAUUCAUUUAAUACAUUUUCACCGUAUGUUUGAGAGAACGAUACGUACAUACAUACAAUACAGUACAACUAAUCCCAUACAACUAAUUACCAGUUUUUGUUGAAUUUGAACAAGCUGUUGGAAAAGAAACAGAAAAAUUUGUUCAGGUAGAGCUUUCUUAACAUAAGAUAUAUGUAUCGACUAAUUAUAUUGACACCUUGCUCGUUUUUCAGUU